GCUCGCGGGGCUCGCGGGGCUCGGGCCGGCUCGCGGCGCCGUCAGGCAGUCAGUCGACGAGCGCGGCGGCGGCGAGGGGCGCGGCGAGGGGCGGCCGCUCCCAUAUAAGGCGCAGGCGCCGCCCCCCGACGUCACCCUCUGACAGCGCGGCUCCCGGGGGCUUCGAGUUUUGGCUCCCGGGAAAGGGUCCAUUCCUCGGGGAGAGAGGGCUGAGUUUUGUGCGCCUCCGUCCGCUGCGCGCGCCGCUCCGGGCCCCGCCGCGCCCCGCCUGCGCCCGGGACUGCGCCGCGCCACUCACUGCCCCGUUUAUUUGUCUUUGGAGCAGGCGGGCCGCGCCAGAAGCGGGCGAUCCCGCAGUGUCCUGCAGCCGCCGCCGCCGCCGCCGCUCGGCUAGGAUGACACCACGUUGAGCGCGCCUGCAGACGACGAGCGCCACCGCCGCCGCGGCCACCGCGUCCGCUGCGCCCUGCUCCUCCGAAGCGCCGCCGGUGCAGCCGCCCCGCGCGCCCGGCCGCUGGUGUGUGCGGCGCCCGCCCGGCACGGGCCGAAGCCGGCGGCGGGGCCGGACCGCAGGCGCCGAGCAGGGCCAGGGCGGCCAGGGCUGCCGCCGGCCGCCGAGCCCCGAGCGCCGCCGCUCGCCCCAGCGCUUUCGGCCGGGAGCCGCGGCCACCGCCAGCAGUUUUCAUGUUUGGGAUUCAGGAGAAUAUUCCGCGCGGGGGGACGACCAUGAAGGAGGAGCCGCUGGGCAGCGGCAUGAACCCGGUGCGCUCGUGGAUGCACACGGCGGGCGUGGUGGACGCCAACACGGCCGCCCAGAGCGGCGUGGGGCUGGCGCGGGCGCACUUCGAGAAGCAGCCGCCCUCCAACCUCCGGAAAUCCAAUUUCUUCCACUUCGUGCUGGCGCUCUACGACAGGCAAGGGCAGCCGGUGGAGAUCGAGCGGACGGCUUUUGUGGACUUUGUGGAGAAAGAGAAAGAGCCGAACAACGAGAAGACCAACAACGGCAUCCACUACAAACUGCAGCUGCUGUACAGCAACGGAGUCAGAACAGAGCAGGAUCUCUACGUCCGCCUCAUAGAUUCCAUGACCAAACAGGCCAUCGUGUACGAGGGCCAGGACAAGAACCCGGAGAUGUGCCGCGUGUUGCUGACCCACGAGAUCAUGUGCAGCCGGUGCUGUGACAAGAAAAGUUGUGGCAACAGGAAUGAGACUCCCUCGGACCCUGUCAUCAUUGACAGAUUCUUUCUGAAGUUUUUCCUCAAGUGCAAUCAGAACUGUUUGAAGAAUGCAGGCAACCCUCGGGAUAUGCGGAGAUUCCAGGUGGUUGUUUCGACAACGGUCAACGUGGAUGGCCACGUGCUGGCCGUGUCCGACAACAUGUUUGUGCACAACAAUUCCAAACACGGGAGGCGGGCCCGCCGUCUGGACCCGUCAGAAGCCACGCCGUGCAUCAAGGCCAUCAGCCCCAGCGAAGGCUGGACCACUGGUGGCGCCACCGUCAUCAUCAUCGGAGACAACUUCUUUGAUGGCCUCCAGGUGGUGUUCGGAACCAUGCUGGUGUGGAGCGAGCUGAUCACGCCCCACGCCAUCCGAGUGCAGACCCCGCCACGGCACAUUCCCGGAGUCGUGGAAGUCACCCUCUCCUACAAGUCCAAGCAGUUCUGCAAAGGUGCUCCCGGGCGCUUCGUUUACACUGCCCUUAACGAACCCACCAUAGACUACGGCUUCCAGAGGCUGCAGAAGGUCAUUCCCAGACACCCCGGCGAUCCCGAAAGGUUGCCCAAGGAAGUGCUGCUGAAGAGGGCAGCGGACCUCGUGGAAGCCUUGUACGGAAUGCCCCACAAUAACCAGGAGAUCAUACUGAAGCGAGCGGCUGACAUCGCGGAGGCCUUGUACAGCGUUCCCCGCAAUCACAACCAGAUCCCGGCCCUGGGUAACACCCCUGCGCACACGGGCAUGAUGGGCGUGAAUUCCUUCAGCAGCCAGCUGGCCGUGAACGUGUCCGAGACGUCCCAGGCCAAUGACCAAGUCGGCUACAGUCGCAAUACAAGCAGCGUGUCCCCGCGAGGAUACGUACCCAGCAGUACUCCCCAGCAGUCCAAUUACAACACAGUGAGCACUAGCAUGAAUGGAUAUGGAAGUGGCGCCAUGGCCAAUCUAGGGGUCCCUGGCUCGCCUGGAUUUCUUAAUGGCUCCUCCGCUAACUCUCCCUACGGCAUGAAACAGAAGAGCGCCUUCGCGCCCGUGGUCCGGCCCCAGGCCUCUCCUCCCCCCUCCUGCACCAGCGCCAACGGGAACGGACUGCAAGGCUCUCUGCUGGGUGCUGAGGACGUAGCCGCGGAGAAGACAAACUGGCCCUUUUGUGAAGUCGGUGGGAUAUUUCACUUUGAUGAACUAAUGCUCAAAAAAGGACCUGGCAAGCUAUGUCUGGGCUGGUAGUCCCGCCCAUGUGAGGGGCGUUGCUUUGCCUUCCACGGCACCCAGCGUCACAGACGGACUUCAGGGGACACGUUUGGCAUACCAGGGCGUGCUGACGCCAGACGCAUCUUGGAGACCAUCAGCAGCCGUCGAGACGCUACAAAAGACUUUGUUUAAAGAUUUUAUUUAAACUAUUAAGAAUCAACAUGCAAACAGCCUACUUCUUCAUGAACAAUUCCAUUUUAUUGACUGAACUUUUCUCGUAUUUUCACACUUCUCAGUCCUGGAGAACAAGGACAAGAAAGCAACGCCUAUUUUGUAUAAAGUUUCUGGCCCCGUCUUGGCUCUGUCUAGUACUUGCUAUCUGUGUUGGGAGAAACUUCGUGAAUGCACCAUUUUGAUGAUCAUGAAACACUGAGGAAAAAUGCCUCCAGACAUUUUUCUGUACUCAUACUUAGAUUCACAAUGGUUGUGUAUCUCUAUAAUGUGAAAUAUUUUUUUGUGGUGAGCAGAAGGGGGCCAAGCAGGUAUGAGCCAUCAGACUGGAGGGAGAGGAUGACUGUAAGAUUAGGAGGGGGGUGGGGGCGGGGAGGGCGGGUUUAUCACUGCUUAACUUCAUCUUAAUGAAACGAAACUUUGUAACUUAUUGUAGUUAGAAAAUGUACCUUUGAUAUUGAAUUCUCUUGCCUUCAACAAGCACACUGACAGAGAAAAACCACGCUACUGUCUGUUGGUUCCAAUUCCCGCCCACUGCUAGAGCUUCUUGUUAAGCAAGUGUGAUCUGCAACAUUUUUUCCACUUUUGCUAGCACUGUAUACUGUUGCAUUCUUAGGCUACUGUGAGGUCUGUUUCUUGUACCAGAACUUGUCCUUUACUUCUAGACCCUUCUUCCCCAAUGUGUUUUGUAUGUGGUUAUAAACUUGUAGACUUUUGUGAUUUUGCCAAAGUUGUAGCUAAAUAUUUAUACACUUGUCUUGAAUUUUUUUCAGAUCCACUGAAAGAUUUAGAAAAAAAACCACAAGUUUUAUUCCUUAUGUGUCUCAUAAGGGGUAAAAUGGCUUUCAUCCAGUUCUUGCUUUCUCCACUGAUAGCUGCGGUUGCUACGGGACUUUAUUUUGUAACAUAUCAAUUAUAAAUAUUGUAUUUAUCUUUGAGAUUUUGUA
This is a messenger RNA of Ochotona princeps (American pika), 3581 nucleotides long. It is a transcript of the gene EBF3, whose product is annotated as EBF transcription factor 3. The record is from RefSeq and is a predicted model, not a curated record. NCBI's taxonomy places the organism in Eukaryota, Metazoa, Chordata, Mammalia, Lagomorpha, Ochotonidae. Gene Ontology annotation, biological process: regulation of transcription by RNA polymerase II. The transcript is spliced from 17 exons. The coding region runs from base 685 to 2439 and encodes 584 amino acids. Gene Ontology annotation, molecular function: DNA-binding transcription factor activity, RNA polymerase II-specific; RNA polymerase II cis-regulatory region sequence-specific DNA binding.